UUCGGAUCAGAUUCUGUCACGUGUACAAGCCAGACACGCACUUUACACACUCCCCUUCGUAAGUUCUUAAUCGACCCUGUAAAACCGAAAGCGCAUUUUUAUUUUUAUUUUCGAUCUCACACAGAAAGGUUUCUUCUUGGUAUGUUGCAGAAAUCAGCCUGUAGAUGAUGCUGCAUGCACUUUCAGUUCACGUAGUUACUAACCAAAGUUCACUUGCAAACCAUGGAGUUCAGAGAGUUAAUCCCCCAGAUUUUGCUUGUCUCAAACAAAACGGACGAUGGCCACAACCAACACAUCGAAUUCCUUUACCAACUGCAGGUUUUGGGAAGUACGUCAUCCAACUUCUUGUGAAACCAAAAGGAAGGUCCAAGAAAAACCUUGUGGUCUUUGCCACUCUACCUGGGAAUGAUGAACCUGAACGAAGCAGUUGGAAACCUUAUAGUCAUGAUGAAAUGCUUAAUUCAAUCUUUCAAGCCUCAGGAAAUGAUCUUAGUCCUGAGGAUUCAGAUAUGGAAUUUGUUGAAUCAGUCAUCGACUCAGAUACAGAGGACCAAAACUGUCUUCUACACCCUAAGCAAGGGACUUUUGGGGAUCCCGUGAAUCAUCAAGGAGAUCUUCUUGACAAACUAAAAGCUUUGCAUUUGCAUGUAUCAGCAAUGGAACAAUGGAACGCUUCUCGACUAAAAAUAUGCCACAAAACUUACUUGGCAAGCGCAACAAACUUAAUACAUUAUCUGGCAUUGCAAUGCCUUGACAUCCACCAACUCAAAGAAGACCUUUCUUCCAUAGGUCUUUUGAAUUUAGAAACCAUCAAUCCGCAUGCUCGUGCAAGUAUCACUGCUGGCAUUCAGAUGUUGGAAAGCCUGACAUCUAAUUCGGUGAAUGCAAUAGAGGAUACUGACCGGACAGCAACUGUAAAGAUGGAUAAGCAGGGCCUUAUAUCUACUCAGGGAGGUUUGGACUGUGAAAGCAAGCAAGAGUUCACCAUAAAUACAUUGAGGAGAAUGACAUCUUACCAUGCGGAGUCACUGUUUGGUCCACCUUUGAAUGGGAGAUCUUCCCACAUUAUGGUAACUGUUGGUCGUGAAGCAAUUCACAGGGAAACACUUAUAAGCGAUCUUCUCAAGGCAGGGGCGAAUGUAUUCCGAAUUAACUGUGCUCAUGAUGGCCCCAGUGUUUGGAGUGAGAUCAUCGGGCAUGUAAAGAGCAGCUCCCAGAUGCUGGAAAAGUCAUGUCGCAUUCUCAUGGAUUUAGCUGGACCAAAGCUGAGGACUGGUAUAUUGAAGGCGGGUCCGAAUGUGAUAAAAAUAUCUCCGCAGGAGGAUUCUGUAGGAGAUGUGAUCUUCCCUGCUCAGGUUUGGUUGUCUUAUGAAGGGUGUAAUCCCCCUCCUCACUUAUCACCUGAUGCAAUCCUGUUGUUAGAUGAUCAAUGGUAUCUAGGCCAGCUAGAGGCGGGUUGUGUUGUGAGAUUUUCUGAUGUUAGAGGAAGAAAGAGGGCGCUGAAGAUCUCUCAAAAGUUUCAAGUUUUUGGUGGUUUUGGUUUCAUGGCUAACUGUUCGAGGACUGCUUAUGUCGGGUUGGGAACGGAAUUGUAUAUCAAGGGGAAGAAGAGGAACAUUUCACUCGGACAAGUAGUGAGUGUUCCCGCCGUAGAACAGUUUAUUCGGCUGAAAGUAGGAGACUUGCUAACCAUAUCCAGAGACCCUUGUCUAUCUUCAAAUGAAGUGGAUAACUCUGCAAUGGGUGCUCCUCGGAUAACAUGUUCCUCUGGCCGUCUUUUUGACUCCGUUAAACCUGGCGAGCCUAUUGCAUUCGAUGAUGGGAGGAUUUGGGGAGUUAUUCAAGGAGUGAGCCUCUCGGAAAUUAUUGUUUCUAUAACUCGUGCCAGUCCAAAAGGUUCUAAACUCGGUUCGGAGAAAUCCAUCAAUAUUCCCAGGAGUGAGAUGCAGUUUGAAGGCCUCACUUCGAAGGAUCUCAUGGAUCUUGAUUUUGUUGCUGCUAAUGCUGACAUGGUAGGCAUUUCAUUCAUUAGAGAUGUCCGCGAUGUUGUCAUUGUCCAGCGAGAAUUGGAGAAGCGGAAUCUUCGGAAAUUGGGGAUCGUGCUAAAAAUCGAGACUCAGAGUGGGUUUGAGAAGCUCCCUCUCUUAUUAAUGCAGGCGAUGCAGUUGCCAAAUCCAUUGGGUGUCAUGAUUGCCAGAGGAGACCUUGCAGUUGAAUGUGGAUGGGAUAGGCUGGCUGAUAUGCAGGAAGAGAUUCUUUCCAUUUGUAGCGCUGCACACGUUCCGGUCAUUUGGGCAACACAGGUUCUAGAGUCGCUUGUUAAAUCAGGAUUGCCUACUAGAGCUGAGAUUACGGAUGUGGCCAAUGGAAUGAGGGCAAGCUGCAUCAUGCUGAACAAAGGGAAGCAUAUCGUGGAAGCUGUUUCGACCUUGGACUCGAUUGCCCAAAGCUGCAGUUCCAGAAGGAAGAAAAUGAAGCCAGAACUAAAGCCACUUGUACCCUCUAGCAAUCUAAAUCCAUAAAAUCCUCUUCUUGUCUUUUUUGUAGUUAACCCUGUUUCCUUGUACAGUAGUUAGUUUCUUCAUCUGGUUGUCUGCCCCAUAGCAGAGCUCCCUGUUGCUGCUGAUAUCUGCUUCUGUUGUUCGCAUGUCAGUUAAUUGUGUUUGAUGCCAUCCGUUUCUGGAAUUAUGAGAGUUUUCAAUUUUCCUUCCGUUCCAUUA
Magnolia sinica is the source of this 2720-nucleotide messenger RNA. RefSeq names its product plastidial pyruvate kinase 4, chloroplastic. The record is from RefSeq and is a predicted model, not a curated record. The transcript has 5 exons. NCBI's taxonomy places the organism in Eukaryota, Viridiplantae, Streptophyta, Magnoliopsida, Magnoliales, Magnoliaceae. Gene Ontology annotation, cellular component: cytoplasm. Gene Ontology annotation, molecular function: magnesium ion binding; potassium ion binding; pyruvate kinase activity. The coding region runs from base 165 to 2522 and encodes 785 amino acids. Gene Ontology annotation, biological process: glycolytic process.